GUUUGUGGGUGUCAACUGACCGUUUCCAGGGAGUGUCUGAAGAAAUGCAGGCGUGUCUAGCCGUUUUAAUGGAGGGUUCCUGACGUCCGCUCCAGGCCAGAUCGUUGCAGCUGCUGAAUGACUGCUCCACCUUCUCAUAGACGGUAAAGAUUAAGAGGAUAACAAGAGGCAUCUGCUUACACAGCGUUAGGAGCUAAUCUCCAGGCCCUAAGAAAACUAAGGGAGAUAUUCCAUAUUCUAUCUAUCCUUCAUCUCUACAGAAUCAGCGCUUCUUCACUCUUCUAUGUCUGGAGACACCAUGACCUGUCCCACACAAUAUAUUGGGUAAAUUUCAAGAGAUUUUAAAGGUCAGUCUGGCAGACUGUUCACACCUUUGCCGCCGAAAAGGAGCUUAGAACCUGAUAAGAGGAGAAUCAUUUAAGGAACCACUCUAGAAAGUUAAGGUGACAUGAGUUCACCCACUGGAUCCGUGCUUAGCACCAGUGCAGAGGACAGUCAGUCAGCUCCUAGUCCUGCCCCGGGACCUGCCCCCAGCCCAGCUUUGCUGUGCAGAGUAUGCGGUGACAGUAGCAGUGGAAAACACUACGGCAUUUUUGCUUGCAACGGUUGCAGUGGUUUCUUCAAGAGAAGCGUACGACGAAAACUUAUUUACAGAUGCCAGGCAGGAACAGGGAUGUGUCCAGUGGAUAAGGCACAUAGGAAUCAGUGCCAGGCUUGCAGGCUGAAGAAAUGUCUACAGACAGGCAUGAAUAAAGACGCUGUCCAGAAUGAGCGCCAGCCUCGCAGCACAGCUCAGAUUCGCUUGGACAGCAUAGAUCUGGACACAGAUAGCCGCUCUGAACACUUAGCUACAACUCGAGAGCCUCCUCCGUCCUGUCCACCAGUCAACAACUUACGGGCCCCUGUACCAAGUGUAAUGUCUGGGACCCUAAGUCCACCCCAUAAUCACCGAUUCAUGGCCAGUUUGAUGACGGCAGAGACAUGCGCCAAACUGGAGCCAGAAGAAGCUGAUGAGAAUAUUGAUGUUACCAGUAAUGAGCCAGAACGCACACCUAGUGACUUUCAAAUGUCUGGUUUCAUCACAUCCAGUCCCGAGGGGGUGUACGAAACCUCUGCUCGUCUCCUCUUUAUGGCAGUGAAAUGGGCCAAGAACCUUCCAGUCUUCUCUAACCUUCCAUUCAGGGACCAGGUGAUUCUCCUAGAGGAAGCAUGGAGUGAGCUAUUCCUGCUGUGUGCCAUCCAGUGGUCUAUGCCACUUGAUAGCUGUCCAUUGCUGUCUGUACCUGACCUUUCUUCCAAUGCCCAUGGAAAAUCUAUCUCCUCCAGUAUGGAUAUUCGAAUCCUUCAAGAAACAAUCAGUCGCUUCAAGUCGCUCAGUGUUGACCCUACAGAAUUUGCCUGCAUGAAGGCAGUGCUCCUCUUUAAGCACGAGACCAGAGGGCUAAAAGACCCUGAACAAGUGGAAAACCUACAAGACCAGUCUCAGAUGAUGUUGGCUCAACAUACAAGAAGUCAUUACCCCACCCAGCCUGUUAGGUUUGGGAAGCUGCUUCUACUUUCCCCAUCUCUUCGGUAUAUUUCCUCUGAGCGCAUUGAGAUUCUUUUUUUCCACCGCACUAUUGGCAAUACUCCUAUGGAAAAACUCCUGUGCGACAUGUUUAAGAACUGACCAUGUGACUGAGACCAUUGAGUUGUGGACCACUAUACCAAGCUGCUAACACAGUAGUGAAAUACAAGGACUCUGUAAAUCAUCUGUUUAACAAGAGCCUGAACUGCGAGAGUCACUGGAACAUGUGCAGAUCAAUGCAAUGGCUUUGGACUUCAAGUACUGCAGCUAUACAUUUUUUACGGGUGGUUUUCAGGUUGCCGGCGGCCGGGCUCUCGGCGACCACCAUAUCGGCGCCGGAAUCCCGACCGCCAGCAUACAGACAUCUUUUCUCCCUCUUGGGGGUCCACGACCCCCCUGGAGGGAAAAUAGAUAGCAAGGCGCGCCACCGUGCCCGCAGUGUGGUGAGUGCAGCGAGCCCGCAAGGGGCUUAUUUGCGCUCGCCCAGCUGUCGGUAUGCCGGCGGUUGGGAUUCCGGUGCUGGUAUGCUGGUCGCUGGAACCCCGACCGCCGGCAAACCAUACUACACCCAUUUUUUACACCCAGACAGAAUAUUUUGGAAAAGUUUGGAAUCUGCAAUAUUAGUCUCUGUUCUGUCUGUGCCACAUUUACAAGGACUAAAGCAUCUUAGGCAUUCUGUGUGAGAGACAUGUCAACUGUAGCCUAAUUAGUACUGUAUUUCCAGGACUAAGUCUGUUUUUCUCCAUAAAUUAAUUUCACCCCUUAUGCUUCUAGGGAAUCUGGUAACAAUAUUACACAAUAUUGUUCUAGUAAUAGGAGUAUAUGUAACAUGUGCAUCACAGCCCACACCCCAUCCAUAUGUGUCUUAUCUUACACACUGGGAAUUGCUGCACGCACGCUCCCAUGAUGUUAGAACAAAUGUUUCAUGUAUCUACACUGUUGUACUGCUUGUAUUAA
Messenger RNA from Pseudophryne corroboree (corroboree frog), 2524 nucleotides. It is a transcript of the gene NR2E3, whose product is annotated as nuclear receptor subfamily 2 group E member 3. The transcript is spliced from 9 exons. Gene Ontology annotation, biological process: anatomical structure development; positive regulation of transcription by RNA polymerase II; negative regulation of transcription by RNA polymerase II. Gene Ontology annotation, molecular function: nuclear receptor activity; nuclear steroid receptor activity; zinc ion binding. The record is from RefSeq and is a predicted model, not a curated record. Bases 449 to 1669 code for a protein of 406 amino acids. Gene Ontology annotation, cellular component: nucleus. NCBI's taxonomy places the organism in Eukaryota, Metazoa, Chordata, Amphibia, Anura, Myobatrachidae.